This is a messenger RNA of Grammomys surdaster, 1817 nucleotides long. It is a transcript of the gene Gxylt2, whose product is annotated as glucoside xylosyltransferase 2. The transcript has 7 exons. Gene Ontology annotation, biological process: protein O-linked glycosylation via N-acetylgalactosamine. The record is from RefSeq and is a predicted model, not a curated record. Bases 105 to 1439 code for a protein of 444 amino acids. NCBI's taxonomy places the organism in Eukaryota, Metazoa, Chordata, Mammalia, Rodentia, Muridae. Gene Ontology annotation, molecular function: UDP-xylosyltransferase activity.
GCCAGCUUCGACCCCAGUCCUGGGCGAGCCGGCCUGGACGCUGCGUCGCCGCGGGCAGCGAUGCGCAGAGGGUCCGCGUCGCCCCGGGGCCGCCGUGCGGCACCAUGAAGCUCCGCAGCAAGGCGGCAGCGCUGCUCCUGCUCGCGCUGGCCGUGCUGCUGCUGGCGCUGCUGUCCUUGCGCUCCCGCCGGGACCCGGAGCCCCCUGGGUUCCCCGCGCGACCCGAGGCUGCCCCUCAGCGCCGCCACGCGCCGGUCCCCACGCUGCCACCGGAGCCCCGCGCCUUCCCCGGAGCCUCUGGCCGGCGCUCCCCCAGGCGUCGGCCCCCGCGUCUGCGCCCCCGAGCGGACCGCCCGCGCGCCGCCAGCCAGGAGAAGUUGGCGAGGAGGCCUGGGGAAGUGAGGAGUUUGCACUCUGUGCCACCCGAGCUCUGGAUUCACCUGGCCGUGGUGGCCUGUGGCAACCGGCUGGAGGAGACUCUGGUCAUGCUCAAGUCAGCUGUGCUUUUCAGCCACAGGAAGAUGUGCUUUCACAUCUUCACGGAAGAUGCUCUGAAGCCCGAGUUCGAUAAACAGUUGCGCCAGUGGCCCGACUCAUAUACAAAGAAGUUUGAGCACAGACUCUACCCUAUCACAUUUUCCGUCGGAAACCCUCAGGAAUGGAAGAAACUAUUCAAACCCUGUGCGGCCCAGAGACUCUUUCUUCCGGCGAUCUUAAAGGAUGUGGACUCACUUCUCUACGUGGACACUGACGUCCUCUUUCUGCGGCCCGUGGAUGACAUCUGGAAGCUUCUAAGACAGUUUAACUCCACCCAGCUUGCUGCCAUGGCCCCAGAGCAUGAAAUCCCUAAGAUUGGCUGGUACAGUCGCUUUGCCCGGCAUCCUUUCUACGGCUCCGCUGGGGUUAACUCAGGGGUCAUGCUCAUGAACUUGACUCGCAUACGAAGUACCCAGUUCAAGAACAGCCUGAUUCCAACAGGCCUGGCUUGGGAGGAGAUGCUGCUCCCGCUGUACCAGAAGUAUAAGAAUGCCAUCACGUGGGGCGACCAGGAUUUAUUAAAUAUUAUUUUUUAUUUCAACCCAGAGUGUCUCUACGUGUUCCCCUGCCAGUGGAACUACCGCCCUGAUCACUGCAUGUACGGAAGCAACUGCAAAGACGCUGAGCGGGAAGGUGUGUCUGUUCUGCAUGGCAACCGUGGCGUCUACCACGACGACAAGCAGCCCACUUUCCGAGCACUCUAUGAAGCAAUCCGGGAUUUUCCCUUUCAGGACAAUCUUUUUCAAUCUAUGUACUACCCUCUGCAGCUGAAGUUUUUGGAGACGGUGCAUACCCUGUGUGGACGGAUCCCCCAGGUUUUUCUCAAGCAGAUUGAGAAAACAAUGAGAAGGGCUUACGAGAAGCACGUUAUCAUCCACAUGGGUCCCAACCCCGUGAGCUGAGUGUCCUGGUGUUUGUGACCAAGGACAUGGAUCCUUAGCUGCCUGGAUAUUUGUGUGUGUGAAUAUUUAAUGGUGCUCUGUAACUGUUGAGGUUCAAAUGCCUAAUUAUAUUUUGCUAAGUUAAUUAUCCCUAAAAGGGAAUAUGCUUUUCUUUAUUUUCUCCUGAUAUCCUAUUUAUCUUCUAUUUUUAAAGUUAUUUUAUGAAUUUAACAUUGUCCCAGUGUGUUGAGAGAGAAAGGGGAACUUUCUUUCCAGCCCUCAAAUACGAGCCCCUGUUGGUAUAUGCAGCUAUCAUAAUUAUCUGGAUUUCUUGAGACUCUUCCUAUGCGACUUGCUCUCUCGUACCCUAUUAAAAAGCAAUAUGUGUUGGGCUGUCAA